GCUUCGCAGCACGCACUGCUCGACCGUUGGGCUGACUGGCAGGCCAAUAAGCCCCAGCGACCCCUGUGCCUGGCAGCUAGCCUGGUUGAGAAACAGAUGAUCGCAUACUCAAACACUCCAGGGGCUGCCGCCUGGCUCCCCUCUUUGUCAGGAUGGAGCAUCCGGCCACGCUACGCCUGGAUGCGUUCCGCAUCCCUCGAUAGUCGAGAUCGCUUGCCAAAAUUGGCACCGCAGACCCUGGCGAGUUCUGGCGCCUCACAGACAGCUACUCACGGCCUGACGUCGGCGAUCUGA
Molecule: messenger RNA, 294 nt
Organism: Rasamsonia emersonii CBS 393.64
Lineage: Eukaryota; Fungi; Ascomycota; Eurotiomycetes; Eurotiales; Trichocomaceae
Exons: 1
Source: RefSeq, a predicted model, not a curated record